Marasmius oreades (fairy-ring Marasmius) is the source of this 1428-nucleotide messenger RNA. RefSeq lists its product as uncharacterized. The transcript has 3 exons. The record is from RefSeq and is a predicted model, not a curated record. Lineage: Eukaryota; Fungi; Basidiomycota; Agaricomycetes; Agaricales; Marasmiaceae. Bases 1 to 1428 code for a protein of 475 amino acids.
AUGCAGCCCGGUGCUGAACGAUUAUAUCUUUGCCUCCUCGCCUUUAUUAUUGGAGUCGCCUCUGCAGAAGAAAACCUGGUUCACUGGAUCAGUCCUUCAGCGGGUGAUUACUUGGGUCCUGGGGACACCGUCAUUGGGAAAUGGGCCUCUGACAAGGCGGUCGUCUCCCCAUCGUUCAAAGUGUGUCAAGGUUCAACGCAAUCGAGCGUUAGCUCGCAGGGUGCAGACAGUAGUUCAGGAUCUGAAGCAUGUGGUACUGCGAUGUUUCCUACCGUCCAACAGGAUGAUGGCGCAUUUUUCGUCUCGCUUACUGUACCGAAUGUUACGACGAUUCAGCCCUAUUAUCUUCAAAUGACGGAUAAUUUCGGUAACAUGAACCGAUCUCCUUCCUUUUCUCUGUCACCUUCUGGUUCUGCCCCUGUACCUCAAAUGAAGAAGCCAGCAACACCGCCGACUGAUGAGAGAGCACAGAUACCCAUGACGGUCGAUUCUAAAGCUCCAGAACAAGAGCCUCCCGUUUCGCCGGGUCCAAUAUCAUCUCUUCCCAAUGCUACGAACCCUGUUGCAAAUACGGCUCCUGGUUUGGAUGCCUCCCAUCUCGGUGCUACUCGCAACAACACACCUCCUGCAGCUCUUGCCGUACCUCUCUCAAUCGCUGGGGCCAUUUUGCUUGCGGCGGUCUGUUUUUUGUUACGACAGAGUAAGAUUACAAGAGCAGAGCGGAGGGCAGAUAUGGAGAAGAUGCACGAAGCUUUGAAAGUCCACUCUGACAAGUCUCAAUCUGCAUACAAUCGUCCGGGUGACAUUGAAAGUGGACUGCCACUUGGGAAGAACAUGAACGGCGUACAGGGCUUUGGUUUUGGACCCAUACCAACCAUACAAGCCUUCCCCAUUCCGCUUUUCAUGCCUCCCACAGAUUUAUCUCCCUGGUUCAAAAAGGAAGCUCAACAUGCAGGUCGUUAUACGCCUCCGCCUCUAUACAGUGGUCGAUCUGCUCAUCGGUCUUCAAGGACGCGCUCGGUUCGCUCUCUCGUCUCUUCCUACCGCUCGGGAUCCUCUAGGCCCAUAGAACUUCCAGAUGGUUCAAGCGUUCAUCUCCCUCGUCCUCCCUCUCUAUCGUCGCGUUCCUCGAGAAGUUCGCGGACUCGUGUCUGCCUACCUUCAAUAAAAAUGGGGGACCCAUUAUAUGACGAACGUCAAUUAGAAAAAUUGUCCAGAAGCAAGAGUGGAGAGAGUGAAAAUACCCUAGGUAGUGGGGUGACGGGUUUGGUUUUGGAGGAUUAUAUGCUUCCUUCUGCAGAUCCUCCUCCCUGUUUAUUACCGGCGCCUCAACGUAUACAUCUUCGAGAUGAAAGUCUGGUAGAAGAGAAGUUGGUAAACCCUUAUGAUGCGGUGGCUGCUAGCUUGAAGAGUGCGAGACGGACUUGA